AGGCGUCGCGACUACACACUUGAUUCGUACGACUUCGCCCACGACUCUGCAGCUUGCAUGUUGCUGUCGCUUUUGCAUUACAGCCUGUCACGUCGUAGCGCUGACUGCGUAGUCACCGGACAGGAGUGAUCACUGGUCCACCGCAGCCUCGACGGCAACACCAACAAGAUGCGACUGCCGAGAUGAUGACGGCACGAUCCAUCACAACACCGGAACAUCACUCCCCUAUCGGUAAAUUGUCUUGGAACGAGUGCGGUCGGCUUUCCCUCCCCUGGGCCAACCGUCUGUCAAGCGUGAGAUGGACUGCAUUAGCGGCCUCCUUUUCGUGUUGAUCCAGGAACAUACUCCAGCCUUGCGACGGGAUGAAGCCCAUUGGCUGUGGUGUUCCUUUCAACGUCUCAUUGGAUGGGAAAGUCUCGCUCACACACCCGUCUAGCACUUCUGUCACCGACGUCUUUAUUUCGCCGGAACUUCAGCACGGGAGUGACACCUCGUUUGGGCGCAGAAAGGCAAGAUUGAGUUUACCCAUACGAUUGGCUCACCGCGGCCCGCAUAUGAAACAGGGGAGAGAUCCAGGUUCGGCUCGCGUACCCGAAGCCACGCAGGAGCAGUUUCUCUGGUACUCGGACGGACGGGCUCUGGCAUGCGGUUCCACACAGAUAUCCUGCGCUUGGGAGACCGCUUGUCGUCGAUGAUGAGGUCACGAUGUCUUGACCUGACAAGUUUGUGACGCAGCGCAGCAGUCCGAACCCCAAUGUGAUCAUUGUGGAAGGGCUACACGUCGACACGCUGACGAAAAAUGUGACUACGACGCUCCAGAGAUCCUUUGCAGCGUCAAACAGCUGUUGCGUUCUCACCCUCGCAGUGGAGCACUUGC
This is a messenger RNA of Baudoinia panamericana UAMH 10762, 877 nucleotides long. RefSeq lists its product as uncharacterized. Lineage: Eukaryota; Fungi; Ascomycota; Dothideomycetes; Mycosphaerellales; Teratosphaeriaceae. Bases 363 to 695 code for a protein of 110 amino acids. The record is from RefSeq and is a predicted model, not a curated record. The transcript has a single exon.